AUGAAAUUCCUUGCUGUAUUCGCUGCCCUUCUCGCCGUCGGCGCCGCUUCCCCGGUAGCCUGGACUCUCCAAGAAAUCGAUACUGCACUACAGAACCCUAGCACUGACCCAGCAAUUAUUCCCUACCUGGAAGCCGCACUUGACAAGAUCAUGAACGCCCUAUACGAAGGAUUAUCAGUUGAAUCCAUUGUCAUCCCCAUCCCCGGUGAUGUCGAGAAACCACAGAUCAACCCUUCACCUGCUGCUGUCCCCGAAUUAGGACCUAUCUCCGCUCCACUGGUACAAGUCAUCGUAAACAUCAACAAUGAACAAAAGAUUGUCCCCGAAACCCCAGCCAUCAUUGAGGAGGUGGAGAAUCAACCAAUUGACAACAACCCAGCUCUGAUCCCAGAAGGUCCCAGUGGUCCAACUGACAUCAAUCCUAUUGACGUAAUUGCUGUGAACCCUGGACACUAA
Molecule: messenger RNA, 456 nt
Organism: Pieris macdunnoughi
Lineage: Eukaryota; Metazoa; Arthropoda; Insecta; Lepidoptera; Pieridae
Source: the annotation of a GenBank genome assembly